This is a messenger RNA of Clonostachys rhizophaga, 798 nucleotides long. The record is from the annotation of a GenBank genome assembly. Lineage: Eukaryota; Fungi; Ascomycota; Sordariomycetes; Hypocreales; Bionectriaceae.
AUGCCUACUCUCAGACUCCAAGACCAAGAUGUCUACUACAGGUGGACUCCCGCCAGCUCCGAGGAGGGAUUCACAUUUCUGUUGAUUCAUGGCUUGGGCUCCUCACACUCAUUCUACGAAACCGUGACACCUCAUUUGGUUGAGAGUGGAUAUUCAUGUCUGGCUCUUGAUACACCAGGAAGCGGGCUCUCCAAAUAUGCUGGUCGGGACAGAAACCCAGGUGAGAUUGCAGGCUUGAUUGUAGCUCUGAUAUCUGAGCUCAAGCUCGAGUCCCACCGCUUCAUUGCCGUUGGUCAUUCUAUGGGUGCGAUGGUAGCAUCUGAAUUGGCCCUUCAAAUUCCACUCAGCGGCGUUGUCCUGAUCGGGCCUGUUCACCCAACACCAGCCCUGGGUGACAUAUUCGCAGCUAGGGUACAAACUAUCCAAGACAAGGGCUUGGAAAGUCUAGCAGACUCGAUCCCUAAGGCCGCCACUGGUUCUCAGUCCACGUCGAGCCACCAUGCGUUUAUCCGUGCUCUGAUUAACUCCCAGAGCCCUGAAGGCUAUAUAUCUUUGUGUCGCACCAUUGCAACCGCUUCCCCUCCAGUAUAUGGCAAAAUCAAGGCUCCUUUGCUCAUACUUGCCGGUGGAGAGGACAAGACAAGUCCGCUAGCGGGCUGUCAGGCGAUCUUAGAUAGUUGGGGAGCAACCAGUAAGAAGAACAUUGAGAUGCUCGAUGGAGUCGGUCAUUGGCAUUGCAUAGAGGCGCCAGAUAGAGUGCAGUUGGCCAUGAGCAAAUUCGCAGGGUCUCUCUCUUAA